CAUGGAGCUUGGGCAAUAGUUUAAAAUCCAAAUGAUAAGCUUUGCUUAGCUUCUAUGGCUCGGCGUCUCCAUGCAUAGACUGGCUGGCGCUAGUUUUGAAGUUCCUUUAUCUAUUAAACAACCCAUUUUUACCUAUCUAAACUUGUCUUCUUUCUUCUUCUUCUUCUUCUUCUUCUUCUUCUUCCUUCUCUCUCUCAAAUGUACAUGAAAAUGAAAGGGCUUAGUUUCAGAGGGCUCACAUUUAUGUUUGUGGUGGCAUUUCUUGUCUGGUCUUCUAGUUUGGGGGGCUGCCAUGGGAGAGCCACAGGCAAGCAUUGGAGCAAGAACAGAGUGGCCUCGGCCACUCACUCCUCCAAGAAAGGGAAGGCUCACAGUCACGGCGGCGGUCACAAUGGCAACCGCCGUGGCGGUGCAUCAAAGACAAAGCCACCGUCCACUAAGCCGAAACAAGAUGUCCCUCCCAGCCUGCCGCCCCAGAAGGGCGGAGGAGGCUUCAAAGGCGGCCAUUCUUCCAGGUUUAACGUGCUCAAUUUUGGAGCCAGAGGCGAUGGAGUAACGGAUGACACUAAGGCAUUUCAGGACACGUGGAAAGCCAGUUGCAAGGGGGUAGCUUCAACCUUCGUCGUCCCAUCAAACUACGUCUUUUUACUAAGCCCCAUCUCCUUCUCUGGUCCGUACUGCCAACCCGAUAUUAUAUUCCAGUUGGACGGGACAAUCAUUGCACCGACGGACUUCAAAGUUUGGGGCAAAGGUCUAUUACAAUGGCUACAAUUCACGAAGUUGAUAGGACUUACCAUACAAGGACAUGGAGUUAUUGAUGGAAGGGGUUCAGUAUGGUGGCAUGUUUCACCUUUUCAUGAUCCCAUUGACGAUGAAUCCAAACUAUUUAUCCCACUCAACAGCACUGUACAAGAAAAGUCACCAUUCCCAGAAAGAAGUGAGCUUGUGGGAAAGGUGCCUAGCAUCAAACCAACUGCCCUGAGGUUUUAUGGAAGUUUUAACGUUACUGUCACUGGCAUAAAAAUUCAGAACAGCCCUCAAUGCCACCUUAAGUUCGACAAUUGCAUUGGAGUGUUGGUUCAUAAUUUUAGUGUUUCAUCUCCAGGUGACAGCCUCAAUACUGAUGGAAUUCAUCUGCAGAAUUCCAAGGAUGUGCUAAUCCACAGCACCACUCUUUCUUGUGGAGACGACUGUAUUUCAAUACAAACUGGUUGCUCAAAUGUGUAUAUACACAACAUCAAUUGUGGGCCAGGACAUGGAAUCAGCAUUGGAAGUCUAGGGAAGGACAACACAAAGGCUUGUGUUUCUAACAUCACUGUCCGGGAUGUAAUUAUGCACAACACAAUGAAUGGCGUCAGAAUCAAAACGUGGCAGGGUGGAUUAGGUUUUGUACAGGGAGUCCUUUUCUCAAAUAUUCAGGUUUCUGAAGUUAAGAUACCAAUAGUCAUAGACCAAUUCUACUGUGACAAAGCCAAAUGCUCAAACCAAACUGCAGCUGUGGCUUUAUCAGGAAUAAACUAUGAAAGAAUAAGAGGUACUUACACAGUAAAGCCAGUACACUUUGCCUGUAGUGAUAAUCUGCCAUGUACAGAUAUAUCACUAACUGCAAUAGAGCUCAAGCCACUUCAAGAACUCUAUCACUUAUACGGGGCUUUCUGCUGGCAAACUUUUGGAGAGUUGAGAACGCCUACUGUCCCACCAAUUGAUUGCUUACAUAUUGGGAAGCCAUCAAGCAACCAAAUCCAGUACGAUUUUGAUUCUUGUUGAGUGUGGAGUCGAUUUUCAUUGGUGUAUUCACUUGUGUGGUUGGCAUGAUUUUCCAACCCCUUUUGACACCAUGAACUUACGCUUGUACAUUUUAGUAGUCCUGGUUCAUAAGAUUAUUCAGCAAAAGUUAUAGUUUUGCCCGUUGAGAUAGGGACAUGUUGCUCUGUCUAUAGUGUAGUAUUAGUAUGCUGCUAGUUUGUCAUGGCAUGCUUCACUGGGCCGCAUUAUACUAAGACUCUACGAAGGUUUCUAACAAAUCCGUCUUUUUGUACUUCAAA
Messenger RNA from Cucurbita maxima (winter squash), 2045 nucleotides. Its product is annotated as polygalacturonase At1g48100-like. Gene Ontology annotation, molecular function: polygalacturonase activity. The transcript has 7 exons. Bases 199 to 1767 code for a protein of 522 amino acids. The record is from RefSeq and is a predicted model, not a curated record. NCBI's taxonomy places the organism in Eukaryota, Viridiplantae, Streptophyta, Magnoliopsida, Cucurbitales, Cucurbitaceae. Gene Ontology annotation, biological process: carbohydrate metabolic process.